GUCAUCACUUUUGUUCACACGGAAGGUCACGCGGAAGGAAUAGCUUGUGUCUGGCGUCUCAUUGUAGGACUAGGGACUGCGAAGGUCAACAGACAGACAGACAGACAGAUCUCUAUCAGAGAGACACACCAGAACACGAGCUAUUGAAGAGAAUUCGAGGGCGGAAAGAAACACGACCCACCCGCGCAUCAUGUCUACAUGGACACUCGUUUAUAUCUUUUGUCGUCUGGUGUACGGCACAUCGUGUGAAGAAAUCCCUCACGACACACAACCGGGUCCAUCUCCAACGGCUCGCUAUCUGAAAGCUCUCAAGGAGAUCGACAUGCACCUGACAGUCGACGAACAACAAUCACUCGAACAGAUGCUCAUGACCGAACAUACUGAAGGCAGAACGAAAGGCUUCAGACCGAUGAUCAUCAUCCCAGCGUUCGCGUCCAGUCGCUUACGCGUCUGGCAGUCAAUCGGUUGUACUCAAGGACUGGCAAACUUCAAACCAGGCGGCGAUGUGUGGAUGGACUCAAGCAUGUAUUUUUCAGCACGAACUUGCUGGUUGGAAUGCAUCCUCAUUAACUCGCUCACACAGCAGGACACGUCUGCAUGUAAGAGUCGACCGGAUGAAGGUCUCGAUGCGAUAACCGAACUCGAUCCUGGAUUGUUGACGGGCGCGUUGACGACGAUUUGGAAGAAGUUUAUCCUCCUUGCUGCUUCUAUUGGUCUCGAGCCUCAUAGCAGUCUGUUUGCUGCUCCGUAUGAUUUCCGUCUUGCAUUACCGAUGUUAGAGACGAGAGACGGGUAUUUCUCGAAUUUGAAGUUGAUCAUUCAACAGGCUGUGAAGCUGGCAGAGAAGAAGGGCAGUAGUGAGGUCGGUGCGGUGGUCAUCGCUCAUUCAAUGGGCAACGUCGUCUUUCGUUAUUUCAUCGAGUGGCUGAAAGCAGAUCUCGGUCUAUUUCACUACCAGGAAUGGCUCAAUAAACAUAUCCACACGUUUAUCGCCGGCGGGCCUCCAACGUUGGGAGCAGCCGAGGCCCUCGAAGGUCACUUGUCCGGGAAUAAUCUCGGAUUAAUCGGUUUGUCGAAUCACGACGCUCGAAGGAUGGGAGUCUCAUUCGGUUCGAGUCAGUGUAUCACUCCACGGCCAGCGAAUCGUAACACGACGAACUACGCUCGAGUCAACUCCGUCCCAUACGACCGUCCUGUCGCUGAAGUCGAGUUGCUAUCCGGUCAGACACUCAAAUACGAUGCAAACGACGUGGUAAACGGUAAACUCUAUCGAGAACUAGCCACAACAGCGAACGACGAAUUAGCUGGGUUGACUGCUAAACAACAAGAGAAAUUCUACAUCGACGAUCCGAUCGCUUCCGUGUUGUCAACACCGUGGGAGAGACCUCCGAUACGGAGAGUGAUAUGUGCGUAUGGUAUAGGGAGGAAGACACCGAUAGCAUACAAAUUUCGUGAACGUUCCAAGCAAGUGUUACUCGAAGAACACGAAGAUAACGAAGAUCCUUCCAUGUGGGAGGCGGCUGAUGUUUUGUACGAGGAGGGCAACAAGAUCUAUUGGAGCUCGGGAAAUCCGGUCGAUGGAUUUCCUGACGGUAAGCACACGAAGCGAAAAUCAGGCGACGGGACUGUUCCUUAUUCGUCUCUCUCGUGGUGUCACACGUGGCUCGGAGAGCGUGUAAACAUCACUCGAAUACCACAAGAUACUUUCUAUAGCGAAGAUGACUUGGAGCUGUACCAGAACGUUACGGUCGACUCGUUGCCUCCUUCAACCGUUUCCGGCCCUCACAAUGUGCUAUAUGAACACGCGUAUUGGGAUGAGAGACGACGAAUACGAGAGACGGCUGUGUGGGAGUUCGACGACAUCAAACAUCGCGCCAUGAUGGAGGCCGCCCCUGUGCUCAGUCAAGUAAAAGUCGAGCUGCUCAGCACGCUCCUCAACAGUCUCAAGUUUCACAAACAGAAGCAAGAGCUGAUGGAUCGUGAACAAGAGGCCGAACAACACGCACGCAUAAUGGGCCACUCGUCGGCCAAACCACCUACAACAGACGCCGAGUGUCUAUGGGAUUACGGGAAGGCAAGAUGCAAGUGGAGCAAGUACUGUGUCUAUGACUACAAGUUUGGUGAUUACCAUCUCUCUCAGUCGUGCCGUUUGAGAAAGAGCAUGUCAUCACAGCAACUCGAAAAACACGAUGUCAUCAGCACAUGUGAGUGUAUUGACCAUCAAUGCAUCAGCGGAUUCUGCAAAUACAAAGAGAAAUGUGCGAACAGUGUGCAAGCGUUCGGGCCGAGCAACGGCUAUUGGGGAGCGUGUGAGACAUCCGCCAGCACGCCCACGGAUGGCAAACCUGCUCACACACACGAACAUCAGCACAAUGAUUUAUAGAUCCGUUUAUAUCAAUUUCUCACACUUCGAGAGUCACAAAUAGGAGAGAAACGUUGCAACCAUGUUAGUCACGUUAGUCACGUGACUUGGACACCGAUUUACAAAUCUUCAUAAUUUUGACUUUAAUAAUCAAUUUAUUAUCACAAAUAUAUUACACAA
Messenger RNA from Corticium candelabrum, 2542 nucleotides. RefSeq lists its product as uncharacterized. The record is from RefSeq and is a predicted model, not a curated record. Lineage: Eukaryota; Metazoa; Porifera; Homoscleromorpha; Homosclerophorida; Plakinidae. Bases 191 to 2383 code for a protein of 730 amino acids. The transcript has 2 exons. Gene Ontology annotation, biological process: lipid metabolic process.